This is a messenger RNA of Geodia barretti, 1329 nucleotides long. The record is from the annotation of a GenBank genome assembly. Lineage: Eukaryota; Metazoa; Porifera; Demospongiae; Tetractinellida; Geodiidae.
AUGUUGCAAGGCGUAAAGCUCCACUCCAAGAGCCGCUACUACACCGGGAGGAACGCCAAAGUUGACGGAGACAUUUUCUCUUUCCGCGGGGAAGGGGGCUCGGUGGGCGUGGUCAAGAUCUUGGAGCCCAUGUCUCCGCUCCUGAACUACUACGAGUACCAGAUAGUGUGUCGAGGGAGGAAGUGUGCAAUCGGAAUUGGAGUGGGAGAGCAGGGUUAUCCCCUCGACCGCAUGCCGGGGUGGAACAGGAACGGCAUCGGUUACCAUGCCGACGACGGUCGUCUGUUUUUCCAGGACGGUUUCGGUCGGGCGUUUGCUGCCACGUGCGCCGAGGGAGACCACAUGGGCUGCGGUAUUGACUAUGAGGACGACACCGAGGAAGGAUAUCGCAGUGUCUUCUUCACAAAGAACGGGAAACAGAUCGGGGAGAAGGUUAAGAUGCGGCGACCUCUCUUUGGGUUCUACCCGAUCAUAGGGAUGCACAGUAUGGGGGAGAAGGUGCGCUAUCUCGGUCACUGGAGAAGACUCUGUGAUGGAGUCCAGGAACCAAUGGAACAGGACACCUCUCCCUCCACCUACUGGCUGAGGUCCAACGCGAUUAGAUUUCUCAGCGAUGGACUGACGCUAGAGUAUGUGGGCAAUGGACUGGAUAAGCAAGAUGUGGGGAUAGCACAGGCGAGACUCCGGCUAGAUCAGACCAACCACUACUUUGAGAUGGAGAUAGUGAGCUGUGGGAAGGAGGGCUGGCUUGCCCUGGGACUCGGGAAGAGUACUUACCCCCUCCACAGACACCCUGGUUGGAACAAGGGUUCCGUCGGGUUCCACGCAGACAACGGCCAGCUGUACAAGGAGAGUGGAGUGGGGGAGGAGUUUGGGCCAAAGUGUACCACUGGCGACGUCAUUGGCUGUGGGAUUCUGUUCCCGGCCGGCAACUCCGAGACAGAGGACCCAGACGGAGGAGCCAGUCAACAAGACUCUGAAUCAGAGUUUGAGUGUGACUCUGAGCACGAGAUGAUGUAUGGGUUCGAGGAGGACGAGGAGUUGGAGGACGACUUUAGCUACGACUCGGACGAUGAUUUCCCCGAGCUUUUUGAGAGGAACCUCCGCCAGCGCUGGCUGAUGAGGGAGAAGGAGAGGAGGGAGCCGAGGAAGGCCUCGCAGAACUCAGACUCCAGUGCACACAGAACUGUCACAGUCUACUUCACCAAGAACGGGGAGAGGGUAGGGGAGACCGCGUGCUCUGUGCCCAGGGGAGGGCUCUACCCCCUCGUGGCCAUGCUGAGCCAGGGAGAGCGGUGCAGAGUUGACUUUCACCCUCUAUCUGGAUAG